GGCUAGAGAGAGAGUGAGAGAGCCACGUCCAAGUCUCUCCCAUUCUCCAGCCAUGGCGUCAUCUUACGUCACCUUCUCAACGGUCACUCCGGCGAUCACCGGCAACAACAGUGUUUCCAACAUUCGAGGCUUCUAUCAAUCCUCAUUCACACGCCGCCGUGUAACUCCGUCGCCGAAUGCCCGGAGGAGGAGAACAUUCAGAACUUCGGUUAUGGCGAAAACGUCGACCGAGAAGACGACGGCGAAGAAAGCUAUGGAGUACAGGAAGUUAGGGGAUUCGGAGCUCAGUAUCAGCGAGAUUACGAUGGGCACUAUGACAUUUGGUGAGCAGAAUACUGAGAAAGAAUCUCAUGAGAUGCUGAGUUAUGCAGCUGAGCAUGGCAUCAACUGCAUUGACACUGCUGAAGCCUAUCCUGUCCCGAUGAAGAAGGAGACCCAAGGGAAAACUGAUCUUUACAUCAGUAGCUGGUUGAAGUCUCAGAGCCGUGACAAGAUUGUUUUGGCAACUAAAUUAUGUGGUUACUCAGAAAGAACAGCAUACCUGCGGGAGAAUGCGGAGGUUACGCGUGUAGAUGCAGCUAAUAUCAAAGACAGCGUCGAGAAAAGUCUCAAACGCCUUGGCACUGACUACAUUGAUUUGCUUCAAAUACACUGGCCAGAUCGGUAUGUACCACUCUUUGGUGAUAACUACUAUGAUACAUCGAAAUGGAGGGCUAGUGUGCCAUUUGUGGAGCAGCUAAGAGCCUUCCAGGAUCUCAUUAACGAAGGAAAGGUUCGCUACAUCGGUGUCUCAAAUGAAACUUCGUAUGGAGUGAUGGAGUUUGUUCACACGGCAAAACUCGAAGGAUUGCCAAAGAUCGUGAGCAUCCAGAAUGGUUACAGCUUGCUAGCUCGGACCCGUUUCGAAGUUGAUCUGGUCGAAGUAUGCCACCCAAAAAAUUGCAAUGUUGGCUUGCUUGCUUAUUCCCCUCUUGGUGGCGGCUCCUUGUCUGGGAAAUACUUGGUUACAGACCCAGAAGCUACGAAGAACGCAAGGCUGAAUCUUUUCCCUGGAUUCAUGGAGCGUUACAAGGGAUCCCUAGCCAAGGAAGCAACGAUACAAUACAUUGAGGUGGCUAAGAAGCACGGUUUAACUCCGGUGGAGCUAGCUCUCGGGUUUGUACGUGACAGGCUUUUUGUGACGAGCACGAUCAUCGGAGCUACGUCAAUGGAACAGCUUAAAGAAGACCUUGAUGCUUAUCUGGUGACGGAAGGGCCGUUAUCGCCAGAAGUAAUGGCUGAUAUUGAAGCCGUUUUCAGAAGGUACAAAGACCCUUCUUUCUUUUGAGACAAAAAAAACACUCUGGUUUCUUCUCUGUAUGAGAUGCUGACCUCACGUGAACGUUCUUUUUUCUUCUCCAUGCUUUUAAUAUUUGUUUGUACGAUAAUUAAGAACCAUUUGAAAAGAACUAUGAAAAUGUUAAAAGAAACAAAAAUCUUAAGUUUUUUGUUUCCA
This is a messenger RNA of Raphanus sativus (radish), 1495 nucleotides long. RefSeq lists its product as uncharacterized. NCBI's taxonomy places the organism in Eukaryota, Viridiplantae, Streptophyta, Magnoliopsida, Brassicales, Brassicaceae. Bases 53 to 1327 code for a protein of 424 amino acids. Gene Ontology annotation, molecular function: oxidoreductase activity. The transcript is spliced from 8 exons. The record is from RefSeq and is a predicted model, not a curated record.